Bipolaris zeicola 26-R-13 is the source of this 621-nucleotide messenger RNA. RefSeq lists its product as uncharacterized. The transcript has a single exon. The record is from RefSeq and is a predicted model, not a curated record. The coding region runs from base 1 to 621 and encodes 206 amino acids. Lineage: Eukaryota; Fungi; Ascomycota; Dothideomycetes; Pleosporales; Pleosporaceae.
AUGCCAGAGGACGCGGACAUGUAUACCGAGUGGCCGCGCGAUACCCCAUACCAGACAUGCAAGCGCGAGGGACUCCUCACUAUGCGAAUCGUGGAAGCUCUCGACGCAUACAGCAGCGGCACAGAACAGCCCGCCGAAGUCUCCAGCGAAGCAUGGGAGGCACUUGACGACCAGGAACGCUUUGCUCUUAACCGUCUGGCACAGUGUGGCAAUGUUGGCACGCUGGUCGCCGCCGAAGUCCUGAAAGCCCGAGGCAACUACCUGGCCGCCCUCGAGCACCUGCUGGUGAUGUGCGCCGCGCGUGCCGACCCUGGCGAAGGUGAAGGGCUUACAUGGGAGGAAUACCGUACGCAGACUGAGAUGCAGUACAAUAAACUGCGCGAUGAGUACGAGAAUACCUUUACCUAUACGCGAAACCCGUAUGGCACGUGUGGCACUGCCGGCGACCUAGACACCGCUUACCAAAUGAUCGGCGAGGACUCUUGCGAGAACAACGACACCGUCGUCGCCGCCGCUAACCAGUCAAAGCCUGGCAAAGACUUCUACGAACAAGAUGGCAGCGAGCCAGAGGAGGAGAANGAGGAAUCAGACGACGGGCCAUGCUACGACUAUGACGCAUGA